This is a messenger RNA of Synchiropus splendidus (mandarinfish), 1806 nucleotides long. RefSeq names its product small membrane A-kinase anchor protein-like. The record is from RefSeq and is a predicted model, not a curated record. Lineage: Eukaryota; Metazoa; Chordata; Actinopteri; Syngnathiformes; Callionymidae. The transcript is spliced from 3 exons. Bases 537 to 770 code for a protein of 77 amino acids. Gene Ontology annotation, molecular function: protein kinase A regulatory subunit binding.
AGCAGACUUGUGAUUAUUGCUCUGCUCCAGAGAUUCAUUCUGAGAGGACCGCUGAGAGAGAAGCAGCUGGGAGCGAACCGUCCUGCUGACUGUUUUUCGACCCGCUCUGGUUGUUGCAUCUCAGUCAAAUGGAGGGAUAUUUGAAAGACUUGCCAGGAUCUAUGAGGACCUCACGGGUGGGUAACCAGUCACCUGAAGGACUCUGGACUCUCUAGUGAACUGGAUUAUUCUGAAUAUACACAUUGGCAUGGAGGAACACUGGACACUCCUUCCACGUCUUUCUGAAAGGCCUGCUGUCUUUGCUGUCACGCUGAAUCAGGCUCAGCAUAGCGGAACAGAUGGGAGCUUACAACCAUACAGCAUACAGUUAAGGGAAACAAAGUAGGCCACGGGGUUGAGUCACAACACACCCAGAGCUCAAGUUUUCCAGGCAUCAGGAAGCAGCCUUGGAUCCCUGGCGUCAUGCAGGCGCCACGACUCUAACCUGAAUCCUGUUCACCACGCACCCUAGAGGAAGUCAAUGAUACUGGCGCAGGAUGGGCUGUGUCAAGUCCAAGAAGAGCCAGUCUUCAGAGAAGGCCACUGGAGGGGAGAAGGUCUACUUGGUGCACGCAGAGAUGGGCUUGAACAACGGCUCACCUGUCAACCCCAUGCUGCUGGAGUACGCCCAGAAACUGUCUGAGGAGAUUGUGGCCCGCGCCGUGCAGCAGUGGGUGGAGGUCGACCGGCGAUACGGAGACAUCCCUUACAUAGAGUGCGACGUACCCUGACCAGAGGUGCCACGACUUGGAUCACAGAGGAGCUUCCCACCUGCUGGAAGCAUGAAUGAACAAGCCUCUGGUAAUUCGUCUCUGACCUACUUGUGGAUUGGAUUAAACGUGGACUGAGCCUGGAGACUGUCCGCCAAAGCGCUCUGAUCCUGCCCACGUUCGCGAUGAUCACCAUGAAUUCUUUGGGAUAUCAGCCGUGGCUGUCUUCUGCGUGUUUCUUUCUGGAUGCUUCUUCUCAGUGGAAGUCAUUAAUGCUGCCCAGAUUCUCUCUGCUCACUGAGAGGGUUAUUAAUAGAUCCAUUUGGCAUUGAACCCCUGCACCAGGCAAGAAACACACCCAGAGGUCCGGCUCCUUCUGGCUGUGUUAGCUGAAGUUCACUUCUAAUGGGCUCCCUGGAGGUUCGGCUGCAGGAACCGCAGCCACAAGCUUGUAGCCAUCAUGUGUCGCCACAGACGUCCAUCGGAGGAAUGAAAUGCUUCUAGCGCUUCACUCAAAGCCACCUCUUGGAUGCAGGAAACUGGGGUUUACUAAAACAUUUCCUCAACACUGUGUCACCGAGAUGUUUCAGUCUUUUUUUCUCCCAUUAGUUUGACUAAAAAUUCAGGUUCAAGGGCUUCAAACAAACGGAUAUGAUUUAGCUCUGAUAUGCAAAUAAAGUUUGAACAAAACUUUGAUAGAUUUUAACACCUUUCUAGUUGAAUACUAACUUACUCUUUGACUUCUAAGCCCAACAUUCAUAUCAAUAAUCCACUCGCUCUACAGUCAUGACGUCGAGAAAAACAAAUAAAAUGAUCAACUCCCAAUUUAAAUGGUUGGUGUUGGUUCUUCGUUGUUUUUUUUCAAUGUGUUGAGAUGCAACAAAACACAGAUGCAACCCCAAACUUCCCCAACCGGCUCAGAGCGGUAACUGUGGCGCAAUUUUAUAUCUUUUAUCUUAUAAGGUAUAUCUUUUAUACCUUAAAUAUGAUUGUAUUGUGUCUCAGUUGGAACCUUUGAUUUGAGUAUUCUCUCUGCUCACUGAUAUAUAUAUAUAUA